UAAUAAUCUUUCUCGGCCCCAAAGCAACAGGGAAAGAUGGCAGAUAUUGGUUCCGACAAUCUUCCGUCUUUGGCGACAUCAAGUCCCCCAGACACUGAUAAUGAUCCUACUAAAGGCACCCAAGACGUCAAACCCAACCGCUACAGUUCCAACCUCAUCGCACGUCAGCAACGAAUUCAUGCUUUCAAAGUGGGCCUCGGCGUGCUGAUUUCCCUUCAGUUCGUCCUGAUAGAGCCCGUUGACACCUAUUUCCAGCAAACGGGUGUCUGGGCUGUCAUCACUACGGCGAUAGUCAUUUUGCCAACACCCGGAGAAACUAACCAAAAGAUGAUCAACCGAACAAUUGGAACGGUUGUGGCGGCGGCUCUGUCUAUCUUGUUGGGCAUAGCGUGCAGUGAGCUUUCCAACGUACUUUAUCCUCUUGGUCACAUUUUGAAUGCUAUGGUCAACUUUGCCGUUUGCGUGGCAGGCACUUACAUGGCCGACAAAGGUGGCACCUGGUCUUAUGCGUACCUCUUGGGUUUCAUCACAUUUGUGUUUUUAUCUGCGUCGAUCCUUGUGGAUGAUGAUGUUUGGGUUGGCGUCUUUCGAGCCGUCAUGAUUGGAAUUGGAGGCAUCAUUGGACUCCUAGUGUCCUGGCUGCCGCCCACUUUAUCUGCAACCGCCCUGGCAAAGGCAUACUUGGCAGAUGCAAUACUAGAUACCUCGCUUGCAGCUGAGGCUGUCAUGGAGACCUUUUUCAAAGGAAGGAAACUGAUUCCUAUACACCUCAUCACAGAGCCCGAGGAUGAUGACGCCUUUCACAUACUGUCUGUUGCCGUCCAAGUGUCCCGUGUUCCUCUGGAAGCCGCUCUUCAAGCGAGCGCCUUUGAGGGGACACGCGACAGUCAAGUCAAGUCUAUGCGACUUUCCGGUUUGGCAGUGCGAUUGACAUUGAGAUCACUGUUGGCAGCCGAUGUUCUGCUACGUCAAGACUACCAACCAUUGGAUCCUUCCGUUCCAGCGGAAGCCCAAUUGACACUGAGCUUGAAAGAGGUCGUUUCCUCCAUCCAUGCCACCAUGCUGUCCCAUGAAAUGGUUGAUUUCAAUGCGCUGACUGUGUCGGUGGACAAAGAGCAAUCAUGCUCUGUCAGCGACAUGCCUCUUUCGGAGGCAUUGAUUCAAUUGGAGACGUCACUGGCAGAAUACGCCCUUGUCAGGACUGAGAAUCGCUGUAAUGGCGAGUGUCAGACAAUGCAGAGCUUUGCUUGCCAUGUUGCUUUUGCAAGAAACAUUCACGAUGCUGGAUCACACUUUCUUCAGGUUUUGCCUCACCUGUUGGCAGGUGAUAUUGGUUCCACAAGUCACGGGUCGUCUUUGGACCUAUGAUCGAUUACCCGUACAGUAGAGGAAAGGUGUAGCAGUACUCUAAUGUUGGCCACCUAGAUCCCACAUGUACAUCUCACCUGUUAAAAUCAGUAACGCUCACAGCCAAGGAGGAGACUGACUAGUAGACCAUUUCAGACUAGGAGCUUAUUCUGUUGUCACAUGGCUCUCAUGAGGUUUCGCCAUGUAGUUCGA
Seminavis robusta is the source of this 1560-nucleotide messenger RNA. Lineage: Eukaryota; Bacillariophyta; Bacillariophyceae; Naviculales; Naviculaceae. The record is from the annotation of a GenBank genome assembly.